CGGGAUUCAGGAAGCGCCGCUCCAGCCGCCGGCGCCCAGCCGUCCCGAGGGAGCCCCAGGCCUGUUAGCAGCCACCACUCCAGUUCCCACAGCCUCUGACAACCACCAGUCUGCUGUGCUGUGGACCUGCAUCUCAUAAGGAGAGAGCCCCUCAGGAGGCGGCCUUUUGUGUCUAUACAACCACACUCCUGCUGCCAUGUCAAGUUCCCAGGCCGGAGACCCCUGAAGAUGCCCCCAUUUUGGCAAGAGCUGUGAGAGGUCUCUGUGUGACUUGUCUGGGCCCAGUCCUCCAGGGCUCACAGAAUAGCGUGGUGACUGCUGGCUGCUGUGGCCACGUUGGCCUCGCCUUCCUUGGGGCUGCAGGCUGAGCAGCAAGACAGAUCUGGGGCCAGCAUGGCAGAUCCUGGCGACAGCCCCCGUGCAGCACCUGGGGAGGUGACCGAUCCCCCCGGGGAUGAGAAUGGCACCUCUGGUGGGGAGGCCUUCCCCCUCUCUUCACUGGCCAAUCUGUUUGAGGGAGAGGAAGGCUCCCCUUCACUCUCACCGGCUGAUGUUGGUCGCCCUGCUGGCCCAAGUGACGGUCGCCCGAAUCUGCGAAUGAAGUUCCAGGGUGCCUUCCGCAAGGGGGUGCCCAACCCUAUCGACCUGCUGGAAUCCACCCUGUAUGAGUCCUCUGUGGUGCCUGGGCCUAAAAAAGCACCAAUGGACUCACUGUUUGACUAUGGCACCUACCGUCACCACCCCAGUGACAACAAGAGGUGGAGGAGGAAGGUCAUGGAGAAGCAGCCACAGAGCCCCAAAGCUCCCGCACCCCAGCCACCCCCCAUCCUUAAAGUCUUCAACCGGCCCAUCCUCUUUGACAUCGUGUCCCGGGGCUCCACCGCUGACCUGGAUGGACUGCUGCCCUUCUUGCUGACCCACAAGAAGCGCCUGACUGAUGAGGAGUUUCGGGAGCCCUCCACAGGGAAGACUUGCCUGCCCAAGGCCCUGCUGAACCUGAGUAAUGGCCGCAAUGACACCAUCCCUGUGCUGCUGGACAUUGCAGAGCGCACAGGCAACAUGCGUGAGUUCAUCAACUCGCCCUUCCGAGACAUCUACUACCGAGGCCAGACCUCCCUGCACAUCGCCAUCGAGAGGCGCUGCAAGCACUACGUGGAACUGCUGGUGGCCCAGGGGGCAGAUGUGCAUGCCCAGGCCCGAGGGCGCUUCUUCCAGCCCAAGGAUGAGGGCGGUUACUUCUACUUCGGGGAGCUGCCCCUGUCACUGGCAGCCUGCACCAACCAGCCACACAUCGUCAACUACCUGACUGAGAACCCCCACAAGAAGGCUGACAUGCGGCGACAGGACUCCCGGGGCAACACCGUGCUGCAUGCGUUGGUGGCCAUUGCAGACAACACCCGGGAGAACACCAAGUUCGUCACCAAGAUGUAUGACCUGCUGCUGCUCAAGUGCUCCCGCCUCUUCCCCGACAGCAACCUGGAGGCCGUGCUCAACAACGAUGGCCUCUCCCCACUCAUGAUGGCUGCCAAGACAGGCAAGAUUGGGGUCUUUCAGCACAUCAUCCGGCGGGAGGUGACGGACGAGGACACGCGGCACCUGUCCCGCAAGUUCAAGGACUGGGCCUAUGGGCCGGUGUAUUCUUCGCUCUACGACCUCUCGUCCCUGGACACGUGUGGAGAGGAGGUGUCUGUGCUGGAGAUCCUGGUCUACAACAGCAAGAUUGAGAACCGCCAUGAGAUGCUGGCCGUGGAACCCAUCAACGAGCUGCUGCGGGACAAAUGGCGCAAGUUUGGGGCCGCAUCCUUCUACAUCAAUGUGGUGUCCUAUCUGUGUGCCAUGGUCAUCUUCACCCUCACUGCCUACUACCAGCCACUGGAGGGCACACCGCCCUAUGCUUACCACAGCACUGUGGACUACCUGAGGCUGGCCGGUGAGGUCAUCACCCUCUUCACAGGGGUCCUGUUCUUCUUCACCAGUAUCAAAGAUUUGUUCAUGAAGAAAUGCCCCGGAGUGAAUUCUCUCUUCGUUGAUGGCUCCUUCCAGCUGCUCUACUUCAUCUACUCGGUGCUGGUGAUUGUCUCUGCGGCACUCUACCUAGCAGGGAUCGAGGCCUACCUGGCUGUCAUGGUCUUUGCCCUUGUCCUGGGCUGGAUGAAUGCCCUUUACUUCACCCGCGGGCUGAAGCUGACGGGCACCUACAGCAUCAUGAUCCAGAAGAUCCUCUUCAAAGAUCUCUUCCGCUUCCUGCUGGUCUACCUACUCUUCAUGAUUGGCUACGCUUCAGCCCUGGUCACCCUCCUGAACCCAUGCACUAACAUGAAGGUAUGUGAUGAGGACCAGACCAACUGCUCAGUUCCCACGUACCCAGCGUGCCGAGACAGCGACACCUUCAGUACCUUCCUGCUGGACCUCUUCAAGCUCACCAUCGGCAUGGGCGACCUGGAGAUGCUGAGCAGUGCCAAGUACCCCGUGGUCUUCAUCCUCCUGCUAGUCACCUACAUCAUCCUGACCUUUGUGCUGUUGCUUAACAUGCUCAUCGCCCUCAUGGGCGAGACCGUGGGCCAGGUCUCCAAGGAGAGCAAGCACAUCUGGAAGCUGCAGUGGGCCACCACCAUCCUGGACAUAGAACGCUCCUUCCCUGUGUUCCUGAGGAAGGCCUUCCGCUCUGGAGAGAUGGUGACUGUGGGCAAGAGCUCGGAUGGCACUCCAGACCGCAGGUGGUGCUUUAGGGUGGACGAGGUGAACUGGUCUCACUGGAAUCAGAACUUGGGCAUCAUCAAUGAGGACCCGGGGAAGAGCGAGACCUACCAGUACUACGGCUUCUCACACACCGUGGGCCGCCUGCGGAGGGAUCGCUGGUCCUCAGUUGUGCCCCGUGUGGUGGAGCUGAACAAGAGCUCAAGCCCAGACGAUGUGGUGGUGCCACUGGACAACCUAGGGAACGCCAGCUGCGACAGCCACCAGCAGAGUCACGGCCCCAAGUGGAGGACCGAGGAUGCCCCACUCUAGGGGCUAUGGCAGGGCAGGGCUGCAGCUCAGUCUCGGCCCCACCCCCACUGUGUCCACCCACAUUUCAGCCAUCCUCCUGUGUCCCCAGAGGUGAGGGCCCGUGGAGACUUGGGGAGGCCCCAAGACCCUCUGGUCCCAGGCUUUUGCUCCCACCUCUACUACGCCCUGGGAUGGAGCUGAUGCCACUGUCUCACUCCCAUGGAGUUACCUAAGCCAAAGCAGGGCCCAUCCACCCACAGGGCUCAGGCCUCUGCCCCCAUUCUGUGUUAUUUAUUGCUCUGCUCUCAGGAAAAUGGCACAGCAGGACUCAUACUCCCAAUUAGAACCUGGCUGGGGCCUCAGCCCCUCACCCAGGAACAACACAGCCAUGCCCCAGCCCUGGCUUGUACAUACCUGGGGUUUGGGGUUCAGCUGUGGCCCUGGCUGGGGUGGGUCUUCUGUGCUGUGUUAGAGUCUGGGGCUGUUGGUGCUCAAUAAAUGUU
Nannospalax galili (Upper Galilee mountains blind mole rat) is the source of this 3491-nucleotide messenger RNA. RefSeq names its product transient receptor potential cation channel subfamily V member 4 (gene Trpv4). Bases 394 to 3009 code for a protein of 871 amino acids. The transcript is spliced from 17 exons. NCBI's taxonomy places the organism in Eukaryota, Metazoa, Chordata, Mammalia, Rodentia, Spalacidae. Gene Ontology annotation, cellular component: membrane; cilium. Gene Ontology annotation, molecular function: protein binding; calcium channel activity. Gene Ontology annotation, biological process: osmosensory signaling pathway; calcium ion import across plasma membrane; actin filament organization. The record is from RefSeq and is a predicted model, not a curated record.